This is a messenger RNA of Rhopilema esculentum, 3146 nucleotides long. RefSeq names its product vacuolar protein-sorting-associated protein 36. Gene Ontology annotation, molecular function: ubiquitin binding; phosphatidylinositol-3-phosphate binding. Gene Ontology annotation, biological process: protein transport to vacuole involved in ubiquitin-dependent protein catabolic process via the multivesicular body sorting pathway. The record is from RefSeq and is a predicted model, not a curated record. Gene Ontology annotation, cellular component: late endosome membrane; ESCRT II complex. NCBI's taxonomy places the organism in Eukaryota, Metazoa, Cnidaria, Scyphozoa, Rhizostomeae, Rhizostomatidae.
UACUAGAAAAACUUAAUGUAUGAUGUUAUCAAACAUCUUGGAUGUUCCUGGAACCAGAAAAUGGAUCGGUUUGUAUGGGCUUCUUCAAAUAAAUUAGAAGAUGUGGAAAGAGUUUUAGCCCAUAUUACUGGUGUACGAAUUUAUGACGGUGAAAACAAGACUCAUUUUGAUAAUGGCAGUUUAAUGCUGACAAACUUUAGACUAAUUUGGGAUGACACCAAUCAACAGGACAGAACCAUUGCAUUACCAUUGGCUCUUGUUGUCAAAUUAGAGGAAGAGAGUGCUGGAUUAUUUAGAAGUGCAAAAACAUUGGUCUUCUUGCAUAGAGCACCUGAUGGAAGAGAACCUGGUCCUGCAUUCUCAAGUCCAAACAAUCAUGUGAAAUUAUCCUUUAGGUCUGGGGGACAAUCAGAGUUUCAUCAAGCCUUUCUAAGUGCAAUCAGUAAGAAGGAGUGGAACAGCUUGCCAAAAAGCCAGCAGAAAAGUGGACCACAAACAUCUGCAGUGCAACAUAAGCAUGCUGGCAUUGGUGGUAUUCAAAGAAAGAUGGAGGAGAAGUAUCGGGACACAGACCAGUCGAUAAAUAAGGCUUUUAAAGAUCUGGAUGCGUUGAUGGAAAAGGCAAAGGAAAUGGUUGAUAUAGCUGAGAAAUUUUGUUCAAAACUGCAAGAUAAGCAGGUUUCAAUUACUGAUGAUGAGACUGUAGAAUUCAAGUCAUACCUCUUAAGCAUGGGCAUUGCCAACCCAGUCACACGAGAAACACAUGGAACAGGUGUCACUUAUCACGAAGAGCUGGCCAAACAACUAGCAUCAUUUUUAAAAGAUGUCAUAGAGAAAGAAGGUGGAGUGAUGACUCUAACAGAAGUUUACUGCAGGUUCAACAGAGCAAGGGGGAUGGAGCUUGUAUCACCAGAAGAUCUAGUUAACGCAGCGAAGCAAUUUGAAAGGCUCAAAAUACCUUUAAGGUUUCAUCAGUUUGAAAGCGGUGUUCUCGUGAUUCAGUCAUCCCUCUUGUCAGAAGCUGAUAUUUUGAAGUCGACGACAGAAAUGGUUGAGAUGUCUGCUUCGCUCACGUCCGAGGAAUUUGCCCAAAAAACGAAAGUUGCUGUUGCAUUGGCCAAAGAGAGGCUUCUGAGUGCUGAAAAAGCUGGGAAACUGUGCAGGGAUGAUUCACUAGAAGGCCUCAGGUUCUACCCAAACAAGUUCCUUAUUGCUUGAUGAUACUGCUACAAGAUCGCCAAAUGGAAUCGAACAUUACCAAAACUGCAAUGUCACGUUGUCAAUCAAUUUAAAUUUCUAUUUAAUUACUUGUAAACUUUCUCAAUUAAAAAUAUAUGGGUUUUAUAUAAGGCUUUUUUCUACACUGUUGGACCUAAAUAUUGUAUGUUGAGCCAUUCUGUGAUAUGGAAAGCAUCUGUAUCACAAAUCCCGUUUUUUGCAGACCAAAAUUGAGAUUCAUACGGUAUUUCCAAGAAGGGUUAUGGCGUCAUAAAGAUAAAAUUAUAGUGUCUUAAAUUUACUGUUUGGUGAUUUAUUAACGGGAUACAUUUGUUUGAUUCUUCCCCCACCUUUUCCGAAAAUUCAGGGAACAUUUUGACUCCACCUCACUGUUUUCGCACUUUAACAAGGCAAAAGAGAAUAUUUUAUUUCAUUUUAUUUUGUGUGUGGCUCUAGGUCAAGUGUGAUUAUUCAUAUCGAAAAGGUCUACUCCAGGGGUACCCAAACGUUGCAUACCACUGACCCCUGAAAUGGUCCUUGAUUACCCUCCCCCCAUUACCCCCUUCCCCCGCCACAGGGCUUGUGCAAAAACAUCGGUGAUAUUUAGCAACAUGUGCAGCUUCAAUUUAGAUCUCUUUUUAUUAUGAGCCUGUUUAUUACGAGUUGCUGUUUGGCAAGAUUGUGCGCAGAAAAAACAACACUUAUUUGGUGGUAUAAAAUAUUGAACCGUUAAAAGCCUUGAGAAAGACUACUGAAUCUUUGUAAAAGUAAUUCCUCUGAUACAAUCAUAAGCUAACAACAGUUUAUCAAAGAUUUGUUGACUUGCUUUUCCGUUGAUCAUCGCAAAUUUUCAGAAAACAAAUGUUAAUCAUAACAGUAUGAAAAUGGUCCAGUUAGGGAAUUUUUACUGCUUGAUUCUCUUGCAAGUGCUAAGAAUGCACCCGGCAAAUUUCUUUGCACAAGCUUUCAUCUCUUUCUUGUCGCCCCAAGCUCUCCAUCUGCACAUCUUGGCCCCAAAAAUGCACUAAAAGGAACAAAAAAAUUUCAAAGAGUGUUGGAAAGAUUGAAAUAGAGAUAUCUGGGCGUUAACAGGCAUUUCAACAUGAAUUAAUGGUCCGACUGUGUUUUUGAAACUGUGGAUCCCCCUGGACAGUGAGUUCUUUUAUGAUGCGGAACCAUUGGUAGGAGACGAACAAGGCAGACUCUCCUAAGAAGCGAGCCCUCUCAAUUCUUAGCGUCAGCGCAUGCGCAGUAAUGAUUCAGUUUGAUGGCAUUUAAAUACCGUAAAUCCUCGAAUUAGCCCCCUGGGGGCUUAUUUAUUUUUGAUAUUUUUGGACGGGGGCUUAUUCGAGAGGGGAGCUUAGACGAGGGGGAGGGGGCUUAUAGAAUUAUUGUAGACAACAAGAAGACAUUAUUAAAGGCCUUGUUUAUUUUAGUAGAAAUUUCUUUACGAGCAUUUAAUUAAUUACUACCAGAAGUACGAAUUUGUCGUGGUAAUUCAAUAUAGCGCCAUAAGAAACCUCAGAUGGCAAAAACCGUCAAAUUGAGGGGUCCAAUUCGAGAAUAUAUGGUAGCGGUGGGGGCUUAUUCGAGGGGGGGGGCUUAUUAACAGUUUGUAGUUUUAGAGUGGGGGCUUUUUCGAGGGGAGGGCUUUUUCGAGGGGGGGGGGGCCAAUUCACGGUAUAACAUUUAUGUGAAUAAAAUGCUCACCCUUGUAAAUGGUCCGCGGUGACGGCGACGUUGAGGUCCUUUGUGACGUCGAUUGGCGGCAAUCUUAUACCCAAUGGUUGUUUUCACUUUCGUUACCAAUUUUCUGCCAAAAUUACGCAGUUUGCCCCAGGUUGCUGUAAGGGACCAUGAUGGUUUUCUUCUUUGGAACUUAUUUGCAUACAUUUUGCCCAUCCUCUUAAAUUUCCCUGCAAACUUCU